Molecule: messenger RNA, 4895 nt
Organism: Carya illinoinensis
Lineage: Eukaryota; Viridiplantae; Streptophyta; Magnoliopsida; Fagales; Juglandaceae
Product: myosin-2 heavy chain-like
Exons: 8
Coding region: 568-4689 (1373 amino acids)
Source: RefSeq, a predicted model, not a curated record
ACGCAUAUGAUUCUUCCAUACUCCUGUUCAUUUGUGGUACCCACAUCUCGUGCUUGUCCUGGUAGGAAGCUGAUAAUUUGUGCGCUUCCAAUAGGGUGGCUUUACCUCGCAAGCCUUCAUUUCAAAACUGCAAGGGCCUGAAAUUAUCAUUACAUUACUUACUACUGCAUUUAAUUUUUCACCAAAGUCUAUUGAAUGUUCAACUAUGAAAAUUAUGAGGGACCCUUAUUGUUUUCGUUCAAUGAAAAGUCAACUACCGCCAUUUCAAAUUAGUUGGAUCCAAUUUUUUAACCUAUAUAAGCUUUUGAUCAAGGAUCUUCAGUCAAUAAUUACCGACUAUUUGAUUACUACUGAUUUUUUGUUCUAAAGGUCCCGAAAGGUUGGGACAAGCUGCUUGUAUCUAUUAUCUCUGUCGAUACUGGGAAAACGGUAGCAAAGUCGGGCAAAGCACUGGUGCAUAAUGGAAGUUGUCAAUGGGCGGAUAUCUUAUCAGAAUCUACAUGGGUUUCACAGCAUGAGUACUCUUCAAACGAGCUAGAAGAAUGUUUCUUAAAGCUUGUUGUUUCCAUGGGUUCAGCUAGAUCUGACAUCCUCGGAGAGGCUAUUGUCAAUGUGACGAGCUAUAUGGGUUCAACUGCUCCUGUUCCAGUUUCACUGCCACUGAAAAAGUGCAACUAUGGAACAAUAUUACAAGUAAAAAUUCAGUGCCCAAUACCAAGAAUAAAACUCAGGAAUGAAGAAUCAAAAGUGAUGAACUUCCGUAUGGAAGAUCAUGAAGCAUACUGUCACGAUGUGGACUCAAAGUCAGAUGGAUCUGGAAGCCCAUUUACAAGGAGCCUUGGAUCAUCCUCUAGUAAAUAUUUGGGUUGUACCUUGCAUCCAGGAGAACCGAGGAGUAGGAAAACAAGCUUCUCUGAAUCGGGUUCAUAUCACAGCUAUGACUCGAGGGAGGGUUCUAUAGUGAGGGAAAAGUGCUCCCCGAGAAGCAACUUAAGUAGUGAUGGGCACAGUCUGAUCGGAAGACAAGAAGCUAUGAGCCCCCAAAAUAGUGGUUAUUUGUGUAGUCAUCCUGCUGGUGGUCUUUAUCAAUCAGAUUAUUCACCAUUUGAUUCACAGCUAAAGGGUUCAGGAAAUCACUCUCAGAAUAGUCGGCAAGAAUUUGCAAUGUCAUCUUUGAAUCCUUCUGGUUCUUCUAAAAGCCUUAUGGAAGCUGCACAAGAUACAAUUAAAGAGCAUCAUGUAGAAGCAAAGAUGUGGGAGAGGAAUGCCCGCAAGCUCAUGCUUGAUUUGGAUAUACUGAGGAAGGAAUUCACAGAUCAGUCCAAAAACCAGGAGAAUUUAAGCAUGGAACUUUCAGCAGCAUAUGCAGAACGUGAUGGUUUAAAAAAAGCUGUUGAACAAUUGAAAUUGUCACUAGAGAGGCCAAUGGUGCAACAAACAGAGACCGAGCAUUCCAAAUUGCAAGAUGAAGGCAUAUCCCAUAUUCAAAAGGAAUUGAAGGAUGAAUUGAAGUUUCAGAAAGAGUCCAAUGCCGAUUUGGCUAUGCAGUUGCAGAGGAGUCAAGCAUCAAACCUUGAGCUCGUUUCUGUUCUUCAGGAGCUAGAAGAGACCAUAGAAAACCAGAAAAUUGAGAUAGAAAACCUUUCAGCACCACAAUCAAAAUUUGAUGAUUUUGAAAACUUAAUCCAAGUAAAUACAGAGGAAAACAGAAAUUUAAUGCUCCAGCUGCAACAUUUGCAGGAAUCAGAGAAGAAUUUGCAAGUUAUGGUACAACUUCUGGAACGGGUCUCAAAGGAGAAAACUCAACCCAAGAAUGAAGGGAGUUUGAACAAGCAAACUCACCUAGCAAUCGAGACAGAAUACAAAGACAAGUUAUAUGCCAAGGAUGAAGAAAUCAUCAGUUUAAGAGCAAAGUUAUCUGAGUUAAUCAAUGGAAGAUAUUUCCCAGAAAUGGGAUCAUUAAAUGAAGUUGAUGUAAAUCUGAUUGGACAAAUGGAAGUUUUGAAGGAAAAAGUGCAGGAGCUGGAAAAGGAAUGCAAUGAGCUGACAGAUGAAAACCUGGAGCUUUUAUUCAAGCUUAAGGAAGCAACAAAGAAUUCCAUGGUGGGAGACACUUCUUUUGAUCUUCCAAUCCAUGAGCUUUUAAAUAAAUCUUUUACCAGAUUCGAGUCCAAAGCGACCGGACAUAAAUACAUAACAAGCACACACUGUCCUGAAGAUAAGUUAAAGCAGAAAGACCUCAGGGAGACUGAAUAUAAUAAAGUUCUUUCAACUCAAGAAUUGGAGAGUUUGAAUAUGGAAUUGCAACUUAAAGUCAUUGAACAGGGUAAGAAAUUGACUGAAAAAGUUUCUGAGAUUGCAAAACUUGAGUCUAAGUUGCUGUCUAAAGAAGAAGAGAUUGGAGUACUUCGACAGGGUCUGAGUGAAUUAGAGGAUAAGAUCCCUAACUUUCAAAAUGAAAAAAACCAGCUCGAGGAACAAAUGGAAGUUUUGCAAAGGGAGAGUGAUAUCACAUCUAAAUGCUUAAAUGAUUUGCGAAACGAUUUGAUGGCACUUAGCAUCAGCCUGGAUUCCCAUCUUUCUGCCAAUAAGAUUCUGGAAAGAAAAUCUUCAGAGCUACAAAGUGAAAAAUAUGAACUAGAGGUUCAUAUAUCGGAGCUUAAACGAGAAAAUGUGCAGUUAUCAGUGCUCAUAUCUGGUUUGGAAGAUCAACUAAGAUACUUGAUUGAUGAGAAGGACUCCAAUCAAUUGGAGUUAGAGAAUUCCAAGUCUUACGUUCAGCUUCUCCAAGAUGAGAUAUCUGAGUUAAAACUUGAGAGAGAUUCUGAAAAGGCAGAUAUGAAAGAGAAGUUACAGGACAUGCAAAACAGCUGGUCAAAAGCUCAUGAAGAACAGGAAUAUCUUAGCAGUGCAAAUACAAAGUUAAAAGCUACAGCUGAGAGUCUCGUUGAAGAAUGCAGUACUCUUAGGAAAUCAAAUCGAGAGUUGAGGAAGCAAGAAACGGUGCUGCAUGAGCAAUGUUCUUUCUUGGAGGCUAAGUUGAAGGAAUCGGAGAGAAACUUUGCAAAUUGCUACCGAAGAGUUGGAAUCUUAGAAGAAAAUCUUUCUUCAAUGCUGGUAGACAUUUCCUCAAAAGAGAGAAGCCUUAUUUCAGAAUUAGAUGCACUUAUUGACGAUUGUAAAUUAAACAAAGAAACAUUUAUUAUUGGAGAAGGUUUGUCAAAUCAGAUGUAUUUGGAGAAAAAUCUUGAAGUUGAGACCCUUCAGCAAGAGGUAGAACACCUAACGAAGGAACUUUAUGCAACUCAUGAAGAAAAUGAGAGAAUAGCUUCUGAUGCCAUGCUUGAAGUAUCUAGUUUACGUGAGGAUAAAGCAAAUCUAGAAUCUGAUCUUCUAGAAUUUCAAUCCAAGAUGACAUGGAUCGAGAACGAACUCAACAUCACAGGAAUAGGAUCUGGCUCAAAGCUGCAAAGCCUAAUGGAUGAGCUUUCUGCUUCGAAACUAAACCAGGAAAUGCUAAGGGCCAACCAUGAAAAGGUGUUGAAGCUGUCGGAGAAUUACAAAGCAGAUGAAGAAAAAUUUAGAACAGCUGUGAAUGGUCUUGAGCUAAGGCUCACAGUUUCAGAAUGUGCACGGGAACAACUCUUGGAAGAGUCUAAAGAUUUGAAGGUUCAGUUGCAGAAUAUGGAAAAUCUUCAUGAUGAAGUUUUGGCUUUCAAGAAUGAGCUUCACGCAGCUAAGUUUGAAAAAGAGAGCCUGGAAGUAUCGCUGCAACUAAUAUCUGGGGAAUGUGAAGAUUUGAAGGCAGAGAAGAACAUACUAGUUGAAAAAAUCUGUUCAUUGCAGAAGGCCAUGUCUGAAAUAGAUGAAUAUAAGCGUAACAGAGUUGCAUCAGCAGAAAAGCUUCUGCAGAUGGAUUGUGGUCAAAUGGCAAAAGAGGCAUUAUGUGUUCAUGAUGCUGUGUUAAAAAAUGAGCUCAGCCAGAUCAGGAUAGCAAACAGGCAGUACCAGUGGAAGAUACAACUACUUGAGGAAGAAAAAGAUCAGUGCAUAACAAAAGCUCAAGCACUUGAAGAAGAAUUAAAGCUGAUGAAGGAUGGAAAGCUGGAUCAGAGACAGUCCAGCAGUAACAAGAUUCCAAGCUUUUCUAAAAUUGAUUCCAAAGUUACUCCUGUCCAUGAAGAUAUGAAUCCCAUAAAGCAUCAUGAUACUAAAAGGAGGCAAUCCUUGAAGAAUGAUGAAGUACAAGAACUUGUAAAAGAUCAAAAGAAGCUUUAUAGCAAUCAAUAUCAAAGAGUGGAUAAUAGUGGCAAUGAAAUUCUUGAUGAAAGUCCUCAUGCUGUUGGAGUCAAUCCGGCUUCAAAGCUUCAGUUGCUUGAGAAUGAACUUGCCAAGGAUAUGGAAGAAAAUAAAGUAUAUAAAGCUCAGAUUGACAGGCUGCUGUCUGAGGGCCCAAGCAGCCAAGCAAAGGUUCCUAGAAAAUCCACAGAUGAAGAUGAAAUAGUGACAAAAAAAAGUAGUGGACGCACAAAAUCAUCACUAGAGGCAGAGUUACUAGACAUUCGGGAGCGCUACCUUCACAUGAGCCUUAAAUACGCUGAGGUAGAAGCUCAGCGCGAGGAACUUGUAAUGAAGCUGAAGGCAGCCAAGAAUGUGAAAAGGUGGCCACCAUUAAACUCAUUACCUUAGCUACCAAAUUUUGUACUUCUUCUCAGGUUUGCUUUUCCACGAAUAUCUUGACGUACAACACAAUUCCCAAUCAACAAUUCAAGACUCUAAAUUAUAGUAAAUUAAGGAGAAUCAUACACCCCAGCUGAAGCUUGUAAAUGAUGGAACAAUUGAAGGAUAUUGAUUGAAAUGAAAUACCAGAUAUCGAGCCAAAGAAAUAACGGAAA